AUGAAUACCAACAGAGAUAUCCAGCCCUCAGAAGCCUCUGAAAGGGACCUUGCAGGCUUGAAAUGCCAUCCGGAAAUAAGGGCAUAUCCGGAUGCGGAAGGACAAUCCAGCCCCGCUCCCGAUGAAUCUGGCUUGGAGAAAAAGCAUUCGCAAGUGGAAGUGUUUGACGUUACACCUGGCAGACUACAGUGUGGCGAUGAUAUGGAGACUGUUUGGAGGUAUUUGACGUUCGAGACUGAGUUACCGCAUCCAACUACCAUCCUACCAACCCAUCCCAACCAAGCACCUCCUCCAGAACCCCCGAAUCUCAUCAAAUACAUGAAUCCAUUCGAUUGGUCGAACAAGAGGAAGCAAUUCACGAUAGUGGUCUCGUGCCUCAUCACGGCCCUGACAGCCUUCGCGGCCGGGUCCUAUAGCCCCGGCGUGGGACAGAUGAGUGAAGAAUGGGAAAUCAGCAAAGUGGCCGCCCUCGUGGGAAUAACGACGUUUACUGCCGGCUUUGCGAUUGCACCUAUGGUUUUGGCUCCCUUCAGUGAGAUCAAUGGCCGCCGUCCAGUGUUCAUUGCCUCUGGGGUCCUCUUCGUAGUCAGCCAACUCUGCAGUGGAUUUACACGGUCCUACGCCAGUAUGCUAUUCGUACGUUUUCUAGUGGGGGUUGGUGGAUCCACAUUUUCGACCAUGGUUGGUGGCGUGGUAUCGGAUAUCUACCAUGCAGAAGAUCGCAACACACCUAUGGCAUUGUUCUCUGGUGGUGCUCUUUUCGGCACAGGCUGGGGUCCGCUUGUGUGUGGAUUCAUUGCGCAGAACAGUACGUGGCGUGCGAUUUUCUAUCUGCAGGCGAUCAUGUGUGCAACAAUGGUCGCUCUCAUCUGCAUCGUCUUCAAAGAAACCCGCGGCUCAGUCCUCCUGUCCCGAAAAGCAAAAGCACUGAACAGGUGGUACGAGGAACGCGAGACCGCAGGCUAUUACGGCUUCAAGACUAUUGACAAUGAAGACCAUGGCACAUCUUGCUCAGAACGCAUACGUUGGAAAGUAAAAUCUGACGAAGAGCGUACCUCGCUUUCCAAGAUGAUUGGGAUCUCCCUAUACAGGCCAUUCCAUCUCUUGUUUACCGAGCCCGUAGUCUUCUGGUUCAGCCUCUGGGUCGCCUUCUCCUGGGCCGUUCUAUACCUCACACUGGCUGCUAUACCCUUGGUCUUUCAGCAUAAUCAUGGCUUCUCCUUGCAGCAAGCCAACGCCGUCUUCUCCUCAAUGUGCGUAGCCAGCAUCCUUGCAACGCUGCUUUCUAUAUAUCAAGAAAAAGUGGCCAAAAGGCAAGGAAAGCUCUCCAGCUCGCCAGAGGGCAGGUUGUACUUUGCUUGUGUCGAAAGCGCUCUGAUGCCGAUUGGCCUCUUCAUAUUUGGGUGGACCAGCUCCUCCGACAUACACUGGAUCGCUCCUACCAUCUCCAUUGGCAUUGCUACGAUUGGCAUCUUUGCUAUUUACUUGGCCACCUUCAAUUAUCUUGCAGAUACCUACCACCGAUAUGCCAGUUCGGCAUUAGCAGCACAGAGUUUCUGUCGUAACGUGCUUGGUGGAAUAUUUCCCCUAAUCACAGCUCAGAUGUACAACAAACUAGGCUAUGGACCAGCCAGUAGUCUUCUAGGCGGCAUAGGUACUCUGUUGACGGUGGUCCCAUGGAUAUUAGUAUUUUAUGGGCCCCGGAUCCGUGCGAGGAGCAAGUUUGCCAACCGCAUUGUAUCCGCAUUUCCACAAUUGGAUUUGACGGGGCCUGAGCUGUUGGAUCGUUGCCCAGGAAUGCAAUCUUGA
This is a messenger RNA of Plenodomus lingam JN3, 1809 nucleotides long. NCBI's taxonomy places the organism in Eukaryota, Fungi, Ascomycota, Dothideomycetes, Pleosporales, Leptosphaeriaceae. The record is from RefSeq and is a predicted model, not a curated record.